AUGCUCUACGAACUCAUAGGAAUUGUCCGGCCCGGCCAUCUCGCCGAAGUCAAAGAGAUCGCCCUGACAGCCGGCCAGACGAUCCUCCGCAGCGGCGGCGUCGUCCGCGGCCUCGCCAACUGGGGCGUCUUCGCGCUGCCGCGGCCCAUCACGCGCGCCCAGAUGAAGCACAAGGAGGGCCACUACUUUGUCAUGCGCUACGACGCCUCGGCCCGCGCCCACCAGACCAUGCGCUCGACCAUCAGCCUCGACCCGCGCGUCAUCCGCAGCGCCCACGUCAAGGUCGGCGACGGCAAGCUCAGCAGCAUGGCCCGGUUUGGCGCCAUCAAGUGGGACGUCCGCGACGAGUAG
This is a messenger RNA of Verticillium nonalfalfae, 351 nucleotides long. RefSeq lists its product as uncharacterized. The transcript is spliced from 3 exons. Gene Ontology annotation, molecular function: structural constituent of ribosome; small ribosomal subunit rRNA binding. Gene Ontology annotation, cellular component: mitochondrial small ribosomal subunit; ribosome. Bases 1 to 351 code for a protein of 116 amino acids. The record is from RefSeq and is a predicted model, not a curated record. Gene Ontology annotation, biological process: translation. Lineage: Eukaryota; Fungi; Ascomycota; Sordariomycetes; Glomerellales; Plectosphaerellaceae.